AUGGAAAAAAAUAUUAAACUAAAAAUUAGUGACACUAAAUCACGUAUCCUGAACUUUUUAACAAAUAAAAAAACAAGCGUUCCUAAUGAAGAUGAAAAUAAUGCAAACACAAUAAAUAAAACUAAAAAUAUAGAAAGCCCAAAUAAUAAUUCUUUGAAUAAUUCUGAAUCUAAUGUAAUAAAUAAAAAAAGUAAUGAAAAGGAUACAAUAAAAAAAAAGAAAAAGAGUGGAACAAUAUUAAAUUUAAAAAAUGAGCAACCACCACAAGCAUUGGAAAGCGAAGUAAAAAAGGGAAAAGUAGAGACUGAAAGUAUGACUAAUCAGACAAUG
Plasmodium reichenowi is the source of this 330-nucleotide messenger RNA. RefSeq lists its product as hypothetical. The record is from RefSeq and is a predicted model, not a curated record. The transcript has 2 exons. The annotation marks the transcript as partial. NCBI's taxonomy places the organism in Eukaryota, Apicomplexa, Aconoidasida, Haemosporida, Plasmodiidae.